This is a messenger RNA of Gavialis gangeticus (Gharial), 4947 nucleotides long. RefSeq names its product L-threonine 3-dehydrogenase, mitochondrial. Gene Ontology annotation, biological process: L-threonine catabolic process. The transcript is spliced from 9 exons. Lineage: Eukaryota; Metazoa; Chordata; Crocodylia; Gavialidae. Gene Ontology annotation, molecular function: L-threonine 3-dehydrogenase activity. The record is from RefSeq and is a predicted model, not a curated record. The coding region runs from base 214 to 1335 and encodes 373 amino acids.
AUGGAAUGGGCAAAUUACAAUCUACCCAACUCACGGAUCUUCCCAAAGCAGGGAUAGGAGCCUCCUAUAUCAACCCCUGAAUGGGUGGAGAACUGGGCACCUACAAGAGAGCCGGGGCUAGGCCAUACAAUCCAAGAAGGCUCCUGUGGAGCCUCCCCGUGAUAUUCCUCCAGAAGCCCAUGCUCUUAAUAAUUGGAUAUUUGAAAGAACAAGAUGACAGUCAUCAGGAAUUUGAGCAGAGCCAUCAGCCAGGUGCUGCAGAGCCCUGGUUGUGGAUGUCAGACUUCCAUUGUCCCUGUUAGAUGUAUUGGUGUGUCGCCACGCCAGGUGACUUCCGAUGCCAGCUUUCAUUCAGCAUCUUUUUCAGAAACUGAUCACCCUCGGGUGCUAAUUACAGGAGGUCUUGGGCAGCUUGGAGUGGGACUUGCCAAACUUUUGAGGAAACGUUUUGGAAAGAACAACGUGAUCCUUUCUGACAUAAGAAAGCCUGCGGAUAAUGUUUUUUAUAGUGGCCCUUUUAUCUACUCAGACAUCUUGGACUACAAGAAUCUUCGUGAGAUAGUGGUGAACAAUCGAAUUACUUGGCUGAUUCAUUAUAGUGCUUUGCUCAGUGCUGUUGGAGAAGCAAAUGUUCCUUUGGCCAGAGCUGUAAAUAUCACUGGUUUACACAACAUUCUUGAUAUUGCAGCUGAGCACAGCUUACGACUCUUUGUCCCUAGCACAAUUGGAGCCUUUGGGCCUACUUCACCUCGAAACCCAACUCCUGACCUCUGCAUUCAGAGACCAAGGACGAUUUAUGGAGUCUCCAAGGUCCAUGCUGAGCUCAUGGGAGAGUACUACCAUUACCGGUAUGGCCUGGACUUCCGGUGUCUGAGAUAUCCAGGAAUUAUAUCUGCUGAUUCCCAGCCUGGUGGGGGAACCACUGACUACGCAGUCCAGGUUUUCCAUGAUGCCAUAAAAACUGGCAAAUUCCAGUGCAACCUGAAACCAGACACACGCCUCCCAAUGAUGUACAUUGACGACUGCCUGAAGGCUACAUUGGACGUCAUGGAAGCUCCUGCAGAGCUGCUGACCAUGAGGACCUACAACAUCAAUGCCAUGAGCUUCACACCUGAGGAGCUGGUGCAGGAGGUCCAGAAACAUGUUCCUGAGCUCGAGGUGAUCUACAGCGUGGAUCCAGUCAGACAAGCCAUUGCUGACAGUUGGCCAAUGAACUUCGAUGACGACAAUGCCCGGAAGGACUGGGGAUGGAAGCAUGAUUAUGAUCUUCCUGAAUUGGUGACCACGAUGUUUAAUUUCCUUGGCUCUGAGUCGAGGAUUGCCCAAGCUAAUUGACAAACAUUGGACAAAAAUUGAUUUCCAGUCCCCAGCAAAGGACCAGGGAGAAACUGUUCAGCUGUUCAAACUGUUUAGUUUAGAGUUCCAAGUCUUAUAGCAUGUAAAUUGCAAACUUUCUACAAGUAGCAAUAGAACUGGGAUUGACGUACUGUAGAUGGAUUUACUGUCUUGAGUAGAGGGUACCAAACAGACAAAACAGUACCAGGUUAUUCAGGUAAACCUACAACACCAGUGAACAUGAAGCAUGUAGGCAGGGUUCUUGGAUUUUAGCAUUUUAGAAACUGGGGAAAAAAGCAUCUCCAGUAGGGCUAAAAUUAUCAAAUCAUUCCUAUUGCCUGAAUUUCCUUCUGAAAACAACAAGAGGCAGCACUGUAAAACCUUGUGUUUUAGGCAUAUACUGCAGAGUGAACAAAUUGUACAUUUUUCUUCAUUUCCUUAGUGGAAGUGCCUAGUUAGAAAUUUGUAGGAAGGUGAGAGUGUGCUUUUCCUGUCUCUUCUGGCAGUUAAGCAGACAGAAGUGCCACUCCAUAUUCAUACUUUGCAAUGGCCAUUAUAAUUUUUUUUAUAAAAAAAGAAACCCUCUAAUUAGCAGUUCCUUCUUUAUAGACAUAGUGCUAUGUGUGCCUGCAUUUUUCUUCACACAUGAGAUUGAAAUGUUUGUGGUAUUAUUUCUGUAAUGCCCAUAAAUGUGAAGGGGAAUAAGACUUGAAUUCAUUAUGCUUUAAAAAACACAAGGUUUUCAAGACAAGCUGUUUAUGUCCUUUGAAACUUGCUUCUGGCUUCAGUCUUAUUUUAAAGAUGGAUCUGGGAUAUUAAAAUCUAUAUUGUGUAUGUGACUCUAUCCUGUUUAAAGCAGUUGAUGCCAGGGAAUGAGAUUGCCUUUAACUAGCACCACUUGUGGCCUGAUACCAGUCAGAUUUCCUGUAUCAGUGGAUAGCAGCUUACUGUAGGAAGCAUAUUUUAAAGGUGGGCUGUGACAGAGUCACUUGCACUGAAGCUGAGUUAGUCUUUAAAAUACCUGUUCAUUCACCUCACAUUUUGUACGCUGUGUAUAUGUGUAUUUGUAUAUUAUUUAUAUGCAGGUACUGUUUUUAAUCUCAGAGGAGGGGAAUUCAGAGCUGAGACUGUACCAGCACUUAUUUAUUAUUUCAGGGUUCAAGAAACGGAGCCAAAGCUAGCUUUCUAGUUUGUUGUUCAAAUCUGGCACUUCAAAAAAAAAAAAAAAAAAAAAAAAAAGAAAAGAGAAGAGUUCCUUCAGUCACUGAAUUCAUGUGAAGGUUUGAAUGGAUGUUUAGACUUGAAGAAAUAAAGUUGUGAUUAAUGUCCAGCAACCACCUCUCUCUAGGGCAGGGCAAGUUCACCAAAUUUGCCACUAAAUUCUAGCUGCAGUUGAUAAGGGCUAUCUCACUUGACUUGCACGCAGAGGAGAUUCUGGGAGUGACCAAUGAGUUUUAAGGCAAGCCCGUUUCUGAGUUUGUUACAUGGGUCUCUCCUGCUGCCAAGGAGUCUCAUUACUCAUGCAAGGGAAAUAAAAGUACCUUUGGGUUUCGAUUUUCCCCGUCCUUCUUUUUUAACUGAGGAAAAGUUUGUGUUACCAAAGGACACUUUCCUUUUUCCUCCCCUUCCUUCCUGUUGCUUGUAAUACUGAGAUGACAUGUUGCAGCCAUAAUUCAGAGGCCAUUAAUCUACUGUCCCUUAAAUGGGAACGCUCCACUGGUUUUACAGAAAUAAGUCUUGUGCUCUUGUCUGUUAAUUUGCUGGUUAAAAAUCAAACUUAUCUUUAUUAAAGUGUACUUAACAGAAACAUCUCCAAGGUUCCCAUUGAGUAGGGUAGAAUUUCUUGUCAUACCCAUUCCUUGCCCUCACAAGCUGGGUGUUAGAUCUGGUGGGUAUACAUGAAGUGGGGGUAUGUCUUUUUGCCCCUUUCCCUAGUUCUAGGUCUCAUUUUGUCUAUCCAUGGAAGGCAAAGAAGAGGCUCUCAGCAGGGGAAAAGUAAAACCUACUUUACAAAAAUGGCAGUCUUCGUAGAUGCAAAUCUGAGCUAUCUGCUGUUUAUGGAAGUAGUGCAUAUAAACUGGAUUUGGGGAUUCCAGUUUGUUUCAAAUGAAAAAAUAUACGUAUUUUAUGUUAGUGUUUUGCUUUUAAAAUCACAGGAAUUUCCUUAUAAGAAGCUUAAGUUAUUUUUGGUCCUAUUUUCAGUAUAAAACAUGGAGGUAUCUACAGCUUUAAAACCUGUCUGGUAAAAGUUUUACUGGGCAAACUUGCCGUGGACAAUAUUUUGUUACAUUGCCUUACCCUAUUCUGCAGUGCUACAGUCUUGUGUUCCCUCCAGAUAUGAUAACUGACCAGACGGAUUUUUCUUUGUAGGGGAGCCAGUACUGUGAGAGGAAGAUUUUUUUUUUUUUCUCCUUAAAGUAACCUCAAAUGCAGAUUCUGUUAUAAAACUCUGUUUUAAGAAUUCAUUGAUAAUUGUUGAAUUUGUAUAGGUUUGCAUUUUGUAUGUCUCUUUUCCCUCCACUUAAUGACAAAAUAUGCAUUUCCAGCUAUUUCUUUGAAAUUAUAAUAUAUAUAUAUAUAUAAUCCAGGGAUGUGUUCUUGUGCUGAAAUGUUUAAAAAUGUGUUUACAUUUCUGAAAAGACAGGAUUAUAUCUUUGGUCAUUGCGCUGAUUGCAUUUGAACUACUUGAUAACGUUUGGCCCAGUGGGUCAGUAAAGUUGAUCUUGGACAAAGUACCAGUACCCUCAAAGAAAAGAUUUAUUAACAUUACUGUUCUCCUCCCUGCCCAAAGAGGCUUCUUAGUAAAGUAUCUUACCCUUUGUUUCAGAAUGAAUGGCUUUUUACACAAUCUCAAGUCCAUUCCAGGCUUUCACCAUCCAAACCAUUCCAAUGCACAAUCUUUGAAGAGCUGCUGAUGCAUCCAACCCCACUUCUGAGCUGCAGUUUAAGUUAUAGUCUGUUCUACUCAUAGAGAGAAAUUCCGGUUCAGACUAAAAAACAUGAAUUGAAAAGAAAAUGUACUCCUAGUCUGAGCAGAAGCUGUGCUUGGAUGUGUAGUUAUGAAUGCAAGGGUAGAUUAUUGAAUUGCAUGGUGGGAUUUGAGGCUGCCACAUUCAGAAAUAUAGGUUUUAUUUAUUUAUUUAUUUUUUCCUAUUGAACAACAUUCUCUAACUUUGAGGUGGCCAUAUUCCUGCUUUUUUCUGUUUUAAAUAAACUGUACUGUAGUAUACAGCCAUUUUAAGAAGAUGGCAGCAAUGACCAAGCAAUACUAUUGUAUCCUUUCAAGAAGGUGAAAAACUGAAUCUAGUUAGUGUCCAAGGCCCGACAUUACAUACUAGACUGGUUAUGCAUACACUUUCCCUUUCUCUGGCUCUCCACAUUUUGAAUGCUGUUGUUUUAAUGUCCCCUGGAUUAUAAUUGUUUAACAUAUUACAGAAUUGUAAUUGUUUUCUUGCCAGGAAGAAGAUAAACUUUUAGGGGUGAGACUUCUCUCCUGAUAUUUGGAUGUUGUAGCUGUUAUGUUAACUAUUUGGAAAAAAGAUUUUAAGAAUAUUUUUUCAAAUGUUGUUAGGUCAUGGAUGAUGCCUACUUUAAUAAAGUCCUAUGCAAGUA